Penicillium arizonense is the source of this 660-nucleotide messenger RNA. RefSeq lists its product as uncharacterized. The transcript has a single exon. The record is from RefSeq and is a predicted model, not a curated record. Gene Ontology annotation, molecular function: RNA polymerase II cis-regulatory region sequence-specific DNA binding; DNA-binding transcription factor activity, RNA polymerase II-specific. Gene Ontology annotation, cellular component: nucleus. NCBI's taxonomy places the organism in Eukaryota, Fungi, Ascomycota, Eurotiomycetes, Eurotiales, Aspergillaceae. Gene Ontology annotation, biological process: regulation of transcription by RNA polymerase II. The coding region runs from base 1 to 660 and encodes 219 amino acids.
AUGUCCAAUGUAACUGAACGGCUGCCGGGGGCUGAUUUCUCGACAAUGCAAACUAUCGACCCUGCGCUGGUAUUUCCGAAUACUUCGACAACUACUUCUGAACCCUUAGAUUUUACAGCAAAUCUCGACGCGGCUGCUGAAGUCUGUCCCAUCCCCUCUGGUACCGGUAUCUUCCCUUGGUUUCUUGAUCAACCACCAGGGCACUCCCAGAUAGUCCAUGACAAGAGCGCGUGUAUAAACGAUCCUUCACUGCCUGUCUGCCACGUCCAUGGCAAGCAACCGGAUCAUAAAUUGGAAGUCAACGACCAGGAAUUUGAUAUGCACAAGCGAAAAUUCAAACGCAACAUCAUUGGCUGCAGGAUGGGCUUCAAGCGUCAGGACCACCUCGAGCGCCAUACAAGGAGUCACUCGAAGGAAAAGCCCUAUAUCUGCUGGGUGCCUGGAUGUCACCGUGCCUUUUCACGCCGCGACAACCUCAAAGUCCAUUUUACGAAGACACAUGCGAGACCCGGUGGUCGCAACCGUUAUGUCGCUACCCUCGACGAGACGAGCCCCGACUACGAUCCAGAUUUCCGUGGCCAGCUGUCGUUUGACGGGCGCCCACUCAGAUUUUCAGCACCUACUAGCACCCUAUCUGAAGCUAAGCUUCGGCAACCAUGA